Molecule: messenger RNA, 465 nt
Organism: Zea mays
Lineage: Eukaryota; Viridiplantae; Streptophyta; Magnoliopsida; Poales; Poaceae
Product: PRA1 family protein A1
Cellular component (GO): membrane
Source: RefSeq, a predicted model, not a curated record
AUGGACUGAAGUUCUGUGACAGCAGAGGACCUUAUGGACACACUGCGAGAGGUGGACUGGUCAACACCGUCGUGCCCCAUCUCCGAAUUCUUCUCCCGCUUCACCACUCCCCGAUCCUACACGAAAUGGACCAGGCACCUCAAGUGCAACCUCUACUACUAUCGGACGAACUACUACAUCUUGGUAAUAUUCGUUCUUGGAAUGGGCUUUCUUAGAAAGCCAGUUGCCAUCCUUGCAGCUCUACAAGUAGCAACUGGCCUCAGCAUUGUGUUUCUGAAUGACAGUUUUGCAGUUACUUUCAAUGAGAAAAUGACAAGGAGUGUCAGACAAUUUUCACCACAUUUAGCCGCCAAGAUGAAGCCACCCAUAACGCCUGUCAUCCGAGGGCGACCAAGUAAAAGAAGACCGAUUCAUAUAUGUGGUCGACCUCGCUGGAUCUUCGUCCUAUUGUUUUCUGCAAGUUGA